AUCCUCUUGCACAUUUAAUAUAAACUUUCAAAGGAAUUCUCAUGGACGUGGAUCAACCCAAGGCCAAGUCUGGUGCACCCUUCGUGCUCGAUAUCUUGUCGCUCACAAACGAAGCUAGAAACGCGUAUGGAUUGCGUCGUCAGGAGUAUGGCCGGUACAGACACCAUUGUACGCAAAGACUUCACAGAAUCAGGAAGACCCUCGGAUUCACCCAUGGGAAAGAUAAAAGCUUUGUUGCUCGUCCUAUCACUGCUGAAACUGUGACUGAUGAAAAGUAUUUACAUCUGUUACUCUUCCAGGCGGAGCGUGCCUGGGGCUAUGCCAUGGAGAUCAAGGGACUUUCAGUCGCAUUGGAUGACAGUCGCAAGCAGAGCCACUACAUGAACCGGCUAAAGAAGGCUGCAAAGUUCGCUCAACAAUUGGAAGAAAUCUGUUCAGCCAAGACAGGGAUGGUGGAUAUUAGGACUGCAUUGGAUGCCCAAGCAUAUGCUGCACUCAUGUCUGGAUAUGUGCUCUUUCAGGCUCAACAAUGGCAGGGUGCACUUGAGAAGUUCUCUGCUGCACGGGCCAUCUAUGACAAACUCUCUCUCGCAGGGACAUCUCAUCAGGAAGCACUUUGUCAUGCUGCGAUGGACGAGAUUGAUCCGAAUAUCAAAUUCUGUGGAUACCGUCUUCGUCUUUCCAAGGAUGGUGUUGUGGACGUGGAGGAGCUUGUCAAGAUGUCAGCGGUGAAUAAAGGAUCCGGAUCAGAUGUGUUGAUGCGUGAGAUUGAACAUCUUAUUGGCCAGACACGACAGGCGAGAGCCCAGGAUUUGCAUUCGAUCACCUGGAGAUCAAAACAGUUACCGUUGAAGGAUCCUAAGCUGGCGACUGCUAUCCUUAAAGCGCAGGAGACUGCUGCAGAGCUCAGUCAUGUGGAGGGAGCGUCCAAGGAGGCGAAGUUGGAGAAAUUUGACAAGGUUUUGCAGGCGUAUGCUGAAGCAGAGAAACAUAUCAAGAAGGCGCUCAAAGAGGAUGCUGUUGCAGCAGCUAGGGUCAGGUCUUCAAAAUCAGAGCAGAAUACAGCGGAACUGAACAUGAUUGCGAGUUACAUCAGCUACUCGAGUCUCAGACAUACGAUCGAGCGAAACUUGUUCCUUGCUAAGGAUAUCUAUAACAGGCUUGAAGGAAAGGAGACAACGGCGGAUCGGAACGAGGAUGUUCAAUAUCAAAACCUUGUGAAGGCAUAUGAUAACGUGGUGCAGAAUCUGGCAGCUAUUCAAGAGCUUCCAGGAGUUGCAGCGGAUGUGGAAUUGUCGAGGAAGGUGGAGAGGGCGUUAUUGUAUUACAAGGGCUGGCGAUGCUUUUUCACAGCGACUGCGUACUUUAAGCUGUCACGUCAUGUUGAGGCCAUUGCAUUGUUUGAUCGUGCACAGAGCUAUGCCACACAGAUCCGUAGCGAACUCGGAAGGACGAUUGGGAAACAUGAGGCUGAUUCGUUUUAUGUGACCGAGGAAGAGUUGAAGGAAAUGGAGAGCAAGAUCCGGGGCAGGAAAUGUCAGGUGCAUGCGGCAUGGUAUUUGGAACAUGGACAAGAAGAAAGUCUUGAGGAGAAGCUGUCGUCUAUGGACUUGAAUGACAAGUCGUUGGAUGAGCCUGCAUUGAUCAAGCAUUUGGAUACGUAUCCAACAUCGAUUACAUCGAAGAGUAACCCAUUGGUACCCCAUCUAGUUGAUUUCCCGCCGACACUGCAGGCGAUCCCGGCUAAACCACUGUUCUUUGAUAUUGCCUUCAAUCACAUGGAUUAUAACCAUGAUGCACUGGCAGAAAGAGCAGGCCAUCCUCGUCAACAGAGUGAAUCCUCUAGUGGAUGGUUUGGAACGAUCUGGGGUCGUAAAUAGAUGAACACAGUGAUGCUUAGUAAGGAUGAUCUUAUUAAAAAAAGAAAAGAAGGGAAAAAAAAUGUAUUAGCCUAAUGCAGACUAGUAUUUAAUGGAAGUUUAAAAGAAUG
Molecule: messenger RNA, 1990 nt
Organism: Lobosporangium transversale
Lineage: Eukaryota; Fungi; Mortierellomycota; Mortierellomycetes; Mortierellales; Mortierellaceae
Exons: 7
Coding region: 42-1880 (612 amino acids)
Biological process (GO): SRP-dependent cotranslational protein targeting to membrane
Cellular component (GO): signal recognition particle, endoplasmic reticulum targeting
Molecular function (GO): 7S RNA binding; signal recognition particle binding; endoplasmic reticulum signal sequence receptor activity
Source: RefSeq, a predicted model, not a curated record